Molecule: messenger RNA, 2722 nt
Organism: Odobenus rosmarus divergens (Pacific walrus)
Lineage: Eukaryota; Metazoa; Chordata; Mammalia; Carnivora; Odobenidae
Gene: KLHL11
Product: kelch-like family member 11
Exons: 2
Coding region: 20-2146 (708 amino acids)
Molecular function (GO): protein binding
Source: RefSeq, a predicted model, not a curated record
CGGGCGCGGCGGCGUCAAGAUGGCGGCGGCGGCGGUGGCUGCGGCUGCGGCGGCAGCAGCGGCCGCAUCUCUUCAGGUGCUGGAGAUGGAGAGCAUGGAGACCGCCGCCGCCGGCUCGGCAGGGCUGGCCGCCGAAGUCCGAGGCAGCGGCACGGUGGACUUCGGAUCUGGGCCCGGCAUAUCUGCAAUGGAGGCGAGCGGGGGCGAUCCGGGCCCGGAGGCCGAGGAUUUCGAGUGCAGCUCUCACUGCUCGGAGCUGUCUUGGAGGCAGAACGAGCAGCGGCGCCAGGGCCUCUUCUGCGACAUUACCUUGUGCUUCGGCGGCGCGGGAGGCCGCGAGUUCCGGGCCCACCGCUCGGUGCUGGCCGCCGCCACCGAGUACUUCACGCCCCUGCUCUCGGGCCAGUUCUCGGAGUCCCGCUCGGGCCGAGUGGAGAUGCGCAAGUGGAGCUCCGAGCCUGGGCCCGAGCCCGACACGGUGGAAGCCGUUAUCGAAUACAUGUACACCGGGCGCAUCCGUGUCAGCACGGGCAGCGUGCACGAGGUGCUGGAGUUGGCCGACAGGUUCCUUUUAAUUCGUUUAAAAGAAUUUUGUGGAGAAUUUCUCAAGAAAAAACUUCAUCUCUCUAAUUGUGUAGCCAUUCAUAGCUUAGCUCACAUGUAUACCUUGAGCCAGCUUGCUCUGAAAGCUGCCGAUAUGAUACGGAGAAAUUUCCACAAAGUAAUUCAGGAUGAAGAAUUUUAUACCUUACCUUUCCAUCUCAUUCGAGACUGGCUGUCGGACUUGGAAAUUACAGUGGAUUCCGAAGAGGUUCUCUUUGAAACAGUUUUGAAAUGGGUUCAGAGAAAUGCUGAAGAGAGAGAAAGAUACUUUGAAGAACUUUUUAAAUUGCUCAGAUUGUCCCAGAUGAAACCUACUUACCUUACUCGGCAUGUCAAACCAGAGAGGCUGGUGGCCAAUAAUGAAGUUUGCGUCAAGUUAGUGGCCGAUGCAGUAGAGAGGCAUGCUCUGAGGGCUGAAAACAUACAGUCUGGCACCUUCCAGCAUCCCGCCUCUCAUGUCUCCUUAUUACCUCGCUAUGGGCAAAACAUGGACGUGAUCAUGGUUAUUGGAGGCGUGUCAGAAGGAGGGGAUUAUUUAAGUGAAUGUGUGGGCUAUUUUGUCGAUGAGGACAGAUGGGUAAACCUGCCCCAUAUUCAUAAUCACCUUGAUGGACAUGCUGUUGCAGUAACAGAGUCCUAUGUGUAUGUUGCUGGAUCAAUGGAACCAGGGUUUGCUAAAACUGUGGAAAGAUACAACCCAAAUUUGAAUACGUGGGAACAUGUUUGUAGUCUGAUGACAAGGAAGCAUUCUUUUGGGUUAACAGAAGUCAAAGGGAAGCUCUACAGCAUUGGAGGACAUGGCAACUUUAGUCCUGGCUUCAAAGAUGUGACUGUUUAUAAUCCUGAGCUUGAUAAAUGGCACAACUUGGAAUCGGCACCAAAGAUUCUUCGAGAUGUCAAAGCGCUAGCCAUUGAAGACCGGUUUGUGUACAUCGCUGCCCGCACUCCUGUGGACCGGGACACAGAAGACGGAUUAAAGGCUGUAAUUACUUGCUAUGAUACAGAGACUCGACAGUGGCAAGAUGUGGAAUCUUUGCCACUUAUUGACAAUUACUGCUUUUUCCAAAUGUCCGUGGUCAAUUCAAACUUUUAUCAGACAGCAUCAUGCUGUCCUAAGAGUUAUUCUUUAGAAAAUGAAGAGGCAGUAAGAAAAAUUGCCAGCCAAGUUUCCGACGAGAUCCUUGAAAGCUUACCUCCAGAAGUCCUAAGCAUCGAAGGAGCAGCCAUCUGCUAUUACAAAGAUGAUGUUUUCAUUAUUGGAGGCUGGAAAAACAGUGACGAUAUUGACAAACAGUAUCGGAAAGAAGCCUACCGGUAUUGUGCUGAAAGAAAGCGGUGGAUGCUUCUUCCCCCCAUGCCACAGCCGCGUUGUAGAGCCACUGCUUGCCAUGUGAGAAUCCCAUACCGGUACUUGCAUGGCACCCAGAGAUACCCUAUGCCUCAAAACUUAAUGUGGCAGAAGGACCGGAUCAGACAGAUGCAAGAAAUACAUCGGCACGCCCUAAACAUGCGACGAGUGCCGAGCUCUCAGAUUGAAUGCUAGGUUCUCUGAUAGGUGCGGCUUCAAACAGUUGUACCUGUUUUGUGAGGCUGAGGAUACCCAGACUGUUACUUGAAAAAGUAUGUCGAUAACUUAUUUUCUACCUAAACUGAUUAUUGUCCCAUAUAAAGGAAAUAGAGUUAAAAAACUGAAGAAUGGGAAACUCGAUUUACUAUGUGGUAACUUUUGUUGGUUUGUAGUCUUUUUCUGUCUUUGGUUUGUGUGGAUGUGCUAGCUAAAUGAGAUCUUAUUAAUGAUAAGUGGAAAACCCAGGGAUAGUCACUUGGCUGUUUUUCCGCCAACAAGUUAAAACUCCUUUGUCUUAGGGACUUACUGUUUUGAACAUGCUUUAAGCAACAGUUUAUUUGCAUGUUUACUUUGAUAUUCCUUUUGAUUUUCUCCUGAAUGGCUGGUUUUGAAAAGGGCAGAAUUUAUGCAUUGAGCCCUCAUCUGCAGGAGGUAUGUGCAAUAGUGAGACUGAGAUUUGAAGGGAAAAGCACAAUAUUUCAGCGAGAUGAUUUCAGAAUAUUUGCAUUGAUAUUUUGUUGUAUGUGCUUAUCUAGAAAUUCUGUUUUGCUU